AUGUACGCCCAAGAAGAAGCUUUCAAGAAAAGCGCGGACUUCGCGCUUUCUACAAGUGCUGUACUCAGCGGAAUAUGCCUUGCAUCAGGGGUCGUACUUUCCAACACUGUUUGCGGGCCCGAACUGGGAAAGCUUUGCGCAGCAGUAUCCACUGGCAUUGUUGCAAUACCCGCGAUCCUGGCUUUCUGGUCAAUCAGUGGACUCUUUAACAUGACCAUCGGCACCUGCGCCGAGUCCGCUCCCCUGUUUUACUGCGUAACUCUAGCCGCAAUGCUGGCUCAGAUUGCUGCAAUAGCCAAUGUAGCUAAAAUCAACGAGAAAGCGACCAAGAUGGAUAGCGAAUCUCAGAAGGACAGACCUAAAGAUGGAAACGGGAACAACGGCUUUACUCCUUGCUUGAGGCUGUAUGAAGCCGCUGUAGACAGAAUGCUAUAUCGGGAAAGGAGCAGUUUGCCCAAUGCCAAACAAAGAUCGAGAAGAGCCAACAAGAGCAGCAAGAGGUGCGGCAGAAAGACUAACGCUAUAGUUCAGGAUGACCGAGCGUCUCAGCACGCUUUUGUUUACCGCCUUUCCCUUGAAGCAACGGAUGGCGUUUUUCAGAGGCUCCUCGAGGAACUCAAGUCCUGCACAUUCCAUCCCACAAUUUUGACGCGUUCGAGAUACCUUGCUGAAUGUUGGAACCGAAGAAAGCACAAGGAAAGCAAGAAAUCAGAGCAACAAAACAACAAAGACUCAGAAAAAGAGUCUGCCGAAGAAGGAAAAGGCCGUAAAUGUCAAGUCAACAACUCCCAGCGCGUGUAUCCUUGCUUUCAGAAGCGACUCGAGUUUUACAUUUUGUCUCGGGCACUCCGACGCCAGUUGUUGCAGGAGAAAAGAAAUCUGGAGGAGUCAUUCGAUCUUCAGUUGUGCCGCCGGUCUGAAAUUAUUGCCCUCAAGAAGCCCAGGAGGACUGAAGUUGCAGUGCGCAAGACUCGUCGGGAUGAGGCGAUCUCCACUUGGGCCUUCAAGCCAACUUUAGGUUCACAGUACAACGCCUUCCUACAACGGAAGCUGCACCGAUAUUUGCGGGAGAGCACUAUAGCGUGUAGUGGUUACAUUCUAGGGCAAAGUGAAAAAGCGACAGAAAUGAAGAAAGGAGUCGCGGCAGAGGAGAAGGCAGGCACCAACAAACUGCCAGGGAGAGCCGCCACUGCUCAAGAAAGCAAAUCACUGAGACGAGAGAACAACACAGACAAAGUCUCACAUCACAUCACACCAAAGCAAGCCACGUCGUAUAUGGGGUAUGGGACAGCAAGUGAAAGAGAGAAGGUUACCGUUGCUAAGGCUUAUAGGACUCUGCUGAAACGUGUUUACGGUUUAGAGUCUGAAGUUUAA
Messenger RNA from Eimeria mitis, 1374 nucleotides. Its product is annotated as Cation-transporting ATPase, related. The record is from RefSeq and is a predicted model, not a curated record. NCBI's taxonomy places the organism in Eukaryota, Apicomplexa, Conoidasida, Eucoccidiorida, Eimeriidae.